AUGGCACCAUUCCCAACAGACGCAGAGAACUCUCCAUCUGAGGAAGACUCUUUCCACAUUUGCUAUCUAUCCGAUCCAAAGACAAUGAGAGACUCCGGCUCAAGAACCCAGUACAUAGAAUUGGAAAGGUAUACACAUGCAACAAAGUUUCAUCACGACCCUGAGGUGCCGAUAAUCAAGGAUAACUGGAGUGGUAUUAAUUUUGAUAGUAUGGUCAAUCAAAUUGAUUGCUCGAAUCCCUAUGUCUCGGAGACUUUUUUUGACCUUAUUCAAUACCGCGGAGACCGCAAAGUCAUCACUCACUAUUUGAUAAAAAUUGAUGCUUUGCGUCGCCAGACUAGCCAUGAGUCAACUACAGAAGAAACCACUGUUAGAUUAAUGGAUCGUGAAUCUUUGAGCGCUCUGGGGUCUUUGCGGUCAGCUCAGAAUGAUAUCUUAAGCCCGCCUCCAUACGUGGAAAAUUCGAAUGAAAGGGUAGAAGAAGAUUUCACCAUCACUUGCCUAUAUUGCCUUUGCUCUAAGACCCAUCCUGAUGACUGUGACAUCCCACCUGCCAAUCUUAAGGUCACCAAAACCCAAAAAAUUUACUCCUUUGCGGUUUCAAGAGGCCAAAACUCUCAUCGUUACAGAGCAAUCAUUCAAAUGACGUGCCCACUUGCUUGUCGCCUUGAAGUUGAAGCUGAAACAGCUUCCUAUGAUAUCAUCUAUCCACACAUCGUUUUUUUUUGCUUCAACGUGAAUAAGUUUAUUGGAAUUGAGAAAUGGGCUGCCAUGAUGACAAUGAGUCUCAAUACCAGGAAGCUAGACCAAGCAAAGAUCACCGCUGGGAAAUUUAUACAUGUUGGCUCCUUUGUCGAUUUGGGAACAUUGUAUCCGUUGUCUUUUGCAAACACUGCAAAACAAUGGCCUAUAUUCAAAAUCUAA
Molecule: messenger RNA, 924 nt
Organism: Kuraishia capsulata CBS 1993
Lineage: Eukaryota; Fungi; Ascomycota; Pichiomycetes; Pichiales; Pichiaceae
Exons: 1
Coding region: 1-924 (307 amino acids)
Source: RefSeq, a predicted model, not a curated record